Magallana angulata is the source of this 3058-nucleotide messenger RNA. Its product is annotated as alpha-1,3-mannosyl-glycoprotein 4-beta-N-acetylglucosaminyltransferase C-like. Bases 761 to 2107 code for a protein of 448 amino acids. Gene Ontology annotation, biological process: protein N-linked glycosylation. The record is from RefSeq and is a predicted model, not a curated record. Gene Ontology annotation, molecular function: acetylglucosaminyltransferase activity. Lineage: Eukaryota; Metazoa; Mollusca; Bivalvia; Ostreida; Ostreidae. The transcript has 7 exons.
GAAGCGCGGUGCAUAGUGUGGCAUUACUUUUGGAUCAAUCCUUGUACGAUGAGGUGUGACUUGAACAUUAAAAUAUAAGGACAUUAAAAUGUAAGGAAGAAAUAAAAAAGCACUCCGUUUUUGCUUCAUACGGGAUGUAAUGGUUCACAGAUCGUUGAACAUUAUGACAGGUUUGUAAGCGACACAUAACCAUAUUUAAUAUGUAGUUAUAAAUAUCAAUACCACUAAUCAAAAAACCUUCAGUUGAUACCUGGGUGCAUGAUAUUGAUCCGUGUGAAUACAUAUACUUUUAUUAAAAUCUCUCUCUCUCUCUCUAUUUGUCAUAGUCAUGCUCGUUCGUGGGUAUCUUGCGUUGAUAGAUGGUCGUCAUAUUUUUUUUAAUGAAUAUAAUUAUACAUGCAUAAAUACAUUUCCAUACACAGGAUGCUAUUUGUGUGCAUUGUUUGGAAAAUAAGAAUGUUCAUCUUGAUAGUCAUCAGUCAAAUUUUUCUCUUAAACGUAGCACCAAGCCAUCUAUAAAGUUUAUGUAAAGAGUGUAUAGGUAAGGAGACACAUUCCUUUUACAACGGAAUGGCAGAACCAAUGUGACAAUGCAAUGGGCAGUGAUAUAGUGCUAUCUCUGGUCACUACUGUCCAGUUUAUGGCUCUUACGAUGCCGAGAAGAACAUUAAUGUAAAACAUAGCCAUUCCUUAUCAUCAUUAUAGAUUUGCAUUUGCGUGAGGAGACCCGUCAUCUGAAAGACUGUGACAGUCGGGCAGUAUGCUGAGGGUGUCACUGCGGAUUUUCUCACGGUGGGGACACAGGGUUGCCCUCACCCUUCUGGCUUUGUCUGUGUGUCUGUAUCUUAACACGCUCUGGCACUACUUACAAGUAUACCGCAAUGAAGAUGGAAUACGACAAAAGCAAAGAUUUGAGGAAGUUACUACUGGGGAAAUGACUAACCAGAAAACAUGGCUGAUGAUUGGCAUUCCCACUGUUUGCCGCAAGAACGAGAAUUACCUGAGUUCAACCUUGUCGUCUGUUGUCAAUCACUUAUGCGGGGUCAAAGGCGUCUCCGUUGUCGUCUGUGUAUGUGAUACUCGGCGGGAAUGUAGGGAAAACAUCAAAACCAACUUAACGCGAACGUUUCUCCCACAUAUAAAAAGUGGACUGAUUCACGUCAUAGAAACUCCGGGGAAUUUGUACACAUCCUUGUCCAGUCUGAAACGCACCUUUAAUGAUUCAGAGGAAAGGGUGCACUGGCGCUCCAAGCAGAAUUUGGAUUAUUCUUAUCUGAUGCAGUACUGCGCCAAUAGAUCUGACUAUUACCUACAUUUGGAAGAUGACGUUAUCACCGUUCCUAAUUUUAUAGAUAAGAUACAAAAUUACAUGGAAAGCGUCAACAAACCAUGGGCCAUGCUAGAAUUUUCUACGCUGGGCUUCAUAGGAAAAUUCUUUAAGUCAAAUGAUGUAGAAAAAUUGGCCAGUCUUCUACGAGCCUUUUACAAUGAGCAGCCCUGUGACUACUUAAUCUUUUUUUACUUAAAAAUCAUGCUUCAACACGACAGGUUUUUUAGAAUCCCGUCUCUCUUUCAACACAAGGGUCACUUUUCAUCUAUGCCAAACUUGACAAGAAAUAUAACCGAAUCAUUUUCCCACUUCCCAGCAUUCAAAAAACGUUUCAAUGGUGAUAACCCGGAUGCAAAAAUGUUUACGUCACUGUCGCCAUGGAUGUCUUUUAAGCCCAAAUUUGCAUAUUCUACAUCUGACAAUGAAAUGUUCUGGUCCACUACACCUCAAGUCGGAGACCAUUAUACUAUAAUUUUCAAAACCCCUCAAAGGCUAUCCCGAAUUGUGGUUCUUACUGGGAAAGCCCAUAGGAAUUUUGUUGAUUUCCUUCACGGAGGAGUUCUAGAAAUUGGAACAGACGUGAAGAAGAUUUCACAAACAGACCACGCUUGUUCAAAUCUUACUGUAGUCGGACAUUUCGAUAGAGGCACAGUUGAUGUUAACGUGCCCCGUUCACCAAAGCCAACUAAGUGCUUGAAAAUAAAAGUGACUAAAAAGCAAGAAUCAUGGCUAAUCAUUAGAGAAAUUGCUGUAUUUAUACGUGUGGAUGGUCAAUAGAACGUAUUAUAUUAGAGUUUUACUCGUUACUCAUUUGUCAGAAACAAUUAACUCAACACCAAUUUUACUAAAAAAAACCCCACUGACAUUAUAAAGUAGAAACCGUCACCAAUGCUUGUAUUAAGGAUAGGAAAAGGAAUUAGGAUGGAAGUUUCAAAAGUAAAUCGGCAUUGUUUAUAAAAUACGUCAUCAAGCCAAUGGAAUGAUUACAAAGGACUUGUGUGGCCCCGGAGGUAUAAAGUGAAUAUUAAACAUUAACACUGACAUUCGUGGAAGUAUAGGUCGACUGAGGCGGCAGGUGUGCAGACAUGCAGACGAAAAACUCACUAUCUGUAACAUCCAUACGUAUUGCAAGUCUUUUCCUUGUGUUGAGCACGAGUGUUGUCUUUGCGGAAAAAUGCUACAGUAGCUGGUUUGAUAAUGUUCUCGUGUACCAGUAUUGUUCACCACCAGGGAGCAGCUGCAAUACAGCUAAGGACUCAUUGGUCAAAUUCUGUCAAACAGAGCUAGCCGCAAAAAUCAAUGAAACUGUGAACAACUAUUACUUCUUAAAAAAACGCGCCCUGUCGUUUGAUCUAGUGGAAUGUCUCCGAGCGACAACCAAGGCAGACUGCGCAGCCAAGAACUGCUUCUGGUUCUCCGGAAAAGACUGUAUUCCUAAAGAACUGGUUCCAUAAGAAAAGAGGGAUACCGGGGGGAAAAGCUUGGAGUAGACAUGUUUAUAUAACAAUGUUGUGCAGCUUCUUAUACAUCGUUUUUUUAAUUAAUUGCAUCAGACAUUCGAUUACGAUUAACUUUGAUCGUGUGUUGUGAAGUAGUAAUUUUUUUUGGUUUUAUUUAUGCUAUUGUAUUUGUGUUAAUGGAAAAUAAACUAAGCAAUUUUCUGCAAUAAGAUGGAAAAACUUUGAAAUUUAAAUUAUGCAUUUUCAUCGAUAAAAAUCGAUACGAUUG